UUAAUACAACACAAUCCCAGUCUGCACAGCGUCUAUUCUACACUAUACGGUAGUGGCGGCGGGCUGGUUUUAUGUUACGGGGCGUUCUUCCAAUAUCUGACUUUUAAAUUCUGCUGGAGCCUUGGACACGAAUAUAGGUUAUUGGAGAAGGAAAAUGCUUAUGCAAAGAGUACACGUUUGUGCUGCAAUAAUACUUUGCAUUGCUGCACAUGCCUGUUUUUCAUCUGAAAAUCAGACAGUAAAUAAUAAUGUUACCAAAUCUGAAUCUAAUGAUUUAAAGUCAAUAUUAAAUCUGGCUGGGAAUAUUACUGAAAGUUUGGACACAGCAAAACCCGAUGAAGACCACACUCAGGCGCAGAGGAAUACCAGUGAAGAUGAAGAACAGAUGAACAAAGAGACCCAUGGAGCCAAACCAGAUUGUCCACCGCUGGGCUUGGAGUCUCUGAAAGUCUCUGAUGAUCAGUUGGAGUCAUCCUCGUAUUUGAGCGUUGGGCUUGGUCCUCACAGAGGACGCCUUAACAUACAGUCUGGUCUGGAGGAUGAUAAUGAGUAUGACGGAGCGUGGUGUGCCGGGGUGGAGGAUCAGGAACAGUGGUUGCAGCUGAAUGCUCUCAGACCAACACUCUUUACUGGCGUCAUCCUCCAGGGCAGAAACUCAAUCUGGAGCUUGAACUGGGUCCGCACAUAUAAAGUGCAGUUCAGUAAUGACUCGUCAGUCUGGCAGCCCUGCAUGAAUGGAUCAGAGGAGGCCGUUUUUGUCGGAAAUGAAGAUUUGGAGACGCCGGUUCUGGCUCUAUUUCCCCAGCCCUCAGUGGCACAAUACAUUCGCAUCAACCCACAGACCUGGUUUAGCAAUGGCACCAUUUGCCUCCGCGCUGAAGUGCUGGGCUGCCCAGUGCCAGAUCCUGACAGCCCACAUUUUUCUGAGACCGAGGGCAGAUCUUCAGAUGACCUUGACUUCAGACACCAUAAUUACAAUGAGAUGAGGAAGUUAAUGAAGUCUGUGAAUGACGAGUGUCCAAAUAUCACACGGAUCUACACUAUUGGGAGGAGCUACACUGGACUGAAGCUUUAUGUUAUGGAAAUAUCCGAUAACCCUGGAAAACAUGAGCUUGGUGAGCCGGAGUUUCGUUAUGUUGCCGGGAUGCACGGGAACGAAGUUUUAGGUCGGGAGCUUUUGCUAAAUCUUAUGCAGUAUAUCUGUCGUGAAUAUAACCGAGGCAAUCAGCGCAUCAUACAGCUGGUGAAGGACACACGCAUCCACCUGUUGCCAUCUAUGAACCCAGACGGAUAUGAAGCAGCCUAUGAGAAGGGUUCAGAACUGUCAGGCUGGGCUCUUGGACGCUACAGUUUUGAAGGCAUUGACAUGAACCAUAACUUCCCUGACCUCAACAAUAUCAUGUGGGAUGCUCAGGAGUUAGCCGUGGGGAAGAGGAGAGUGAGCAACCAUUACAUUCCCAUGCCAGAGUACUACACCUCGACCGAAGCAUUAGUUGCCCCAGAGACGCGUGCUGUAAUCAACUGGAUGCAGGACAUCCCGUUUGUAUUAAGUGCUAAUCUGCACGGGGGAGAACUGGUGGUCACUUACCCUUUCGACUGCACACGUGAUUGGAUCCCUCGCCAGGACACGCCCACCGCAGACAACGAUUUCUUCCGUUGGCUGGCCACUGUCUAUGCAUCCACCAAUCUGGUGAUGGCAAACCCUGAGCGGAGGAUCUGUCACUCUGAAGACUUCCAGCAGCACAACAACAUCAUCAAUGGAGCGGACUGGCACACUGUACCAGGGAGUAUGAAUGACUUCAGUUACCUUCACACGAAUUGUUUCGAAAUAACUGUCGAACUGUCCUGUGAUAAGUUCCCACAUGCCAGUGAGCUUCCUAUCGAGUGGGAGAACAACAAAGAGUCUCUCCUGCUGUACAUGGAGCAGGUGCACAGAGGCAUAAAGGGCGUCAUCAGGGACAAGGACACUAGAGUUGGUAUUGCAAAUGCUGUCAUUAAGGUGGACGGCCUGGACCAUGACAUAAGAUCAGCUGUAGAUGGCGAUUACUGGCGUUUGUUGAAUCCAGGUGAGUACAAGAUCAUGGUGUGGGCAGAAGGUUAUUUCCCGCGCAUCCGCCACUGCUCUGUAGGGUCAGAGCCCCACGCGACCAUCUGUGACUUCGCCCUCACCAAGACCUCGCAGGAUCGUCUUAAACAGAUCCUGGCCAGUGGUGGGAAAAUUCCCCGGGACAAUCAGGUACGGAUCCGAGCCACACGAAUGCGCAAACUCCGCGCCAGCACCAAGAUUCUCAACCGCCGCCGAGAACAACAGCAGCGUCUCAACAAAGUUAAACGGAAGUGAUCAGCUCAUGUAUAGUAAAAUAAUGAGCCGGUCUGCCGCAGGUUGAGAGACUUUGAGAUUCUGGACUGUAAACUGGCAGAACAGCUUCCUCUACACUCCUAAAAGCUCCAUUUCUUUGAAAAUGAGAUAAGAGACAACUGUUCCCCAAAGCCAGUCGAGCCUUAUGAAUGAUUUAUAGCUACUUGUUUUCACUUUUUCAACUGUUUUCCUCAGUCUGAGUACACAGUGUCCCUAGGUCUGCUGUUCAACAUUUGAAUGUUUUUUUGUUUUUUUUACCGCUAACAGAGAUUUCUAAGAAUGCCUCAUUUGUGAGCGAGACUCUGAGAUUGUAGCUGGUUUCUACACUCAGAAUGUAAUGAUGAUAUUAUAAUAAAGCUAAUAAA
Onychostoma macrolepis is the source of this 2724-nucleotide messenger RNA. RefSeq names its product carboxypeptidase X (M14 family), member 1a (gene cpxm1a). Gene Ontology annotation, molecular function: metallocarboxypeptidase activity; zinc ion binding. NCBI's taxonomy places the organism in Eukaryota, Metazoa, Chordata, Actinopteri, Cypriniformes, Cyprinidae. The coding region runs from base 155 to 2341 and encodes 728 amino acids. The transcript is spliced from 13 exons. The record is from RefSeq and is a predicted model, not a curated record. Gene Ontology annotation, biological process: proteolysis.